GCGCGAGAGAGAGCCAUGGAGGGCUGCAGCGCCGCCCCCGGCCGCCAGGGGGUGUCCGCAGCCUACCGGAGCGCGGCGCAGGCGGGGAGGAGCGGGGCGGGGCCGCACGCGCAGCGCCCCCCCGCGCGCUGCCGCCGUGCCCCGCCUCCGGGCGCGUGCGCAGAGCAGGGCACCGGCACCGGGACGGGCACGGGGGCGACACCGCGGGGCACGAUGGCCGUAGGUACGGGCACUUCGCUGGCGCUCUCGUCGCUGCUGUCGCUGCUGCUGUUCGCCGGGAUGCAGAUGUACAGCCGGCAGUUGGCCUCCACCGAGUGGCUGACGAUCCAGGGCGGGCUGCUGGGCUCUGCGCUCUUCGUCUGCUCCCUCACCGCCUUCAACAACCUGGAGAACCUCGUCUUCGGCAAGGGCUUCCAGGCCAAGAUAUUCCCCGAGAUCCUCACUUGCCUCUUGCUGGCUCUCUUUGCCUCUGGCCUCAUUCACCGAGUCUGUGUGACCACCUGCCUCAUCUUCUCCAUGGUUGGCCUCUACUACAUCAACAAGAUCUCCUCCACCCUCUACCAGUCCUCAGCGCCUGUUGUUGCUCCUGCCAAGGCUGUUGGCAAAGGCAGAAAGAGGAAUUGAUGUCCUCCUGCCCCUUCCCCUGGGCAGCCCCCUCCCCACUGAGCCAGACCGAGGGUCUCAGCCACCCAAUAAAGCCAUUUCUUUGUA
Molecule: messenger RNA, 711 nt
Organism: Pogoniulus pusillus (Red-fronted tinkerbird)
Lineage: Eukaryota; Metazoa; Chordata; Aves; Piciformes; Lybiidae
Gene: KRTCAP2
Product: keratinocyte associated protein 2
Exons: 5
Coding region: 16-624 (202 amino acids)
Source: RefSeq, a predicted model, not a curated record